Effrenium voratum is the source of this 489-nucleotide messenger RNA. Lineage: Eukaryota; Dinophyceae; Suessiales; Symbiodiniaceae. The record is from the annotation of a GenBank genome assembly.
GGAGCCGGACCCCCGCAGAACCCGUCCGAAGCCUCACCGAGAGAUCGAAAGCCAUGGCCAGUAGGGCCGUCCGAAGCCUCAGGCUGAGAACCGGAUCCGCGAAGGUCCAGGUGCGCAGCUUCACCAGCUGGUGGCACAGGUGGGUGGACGGCAAGAAUCCCGACAACCCGCAGGCUGCGGAGGUCUCUGAUUGGUUGAGGGAGCAGAAGAUCGACCCGUACUUGAUCCCUCGGGAUGAGAUAGAGGACUGGCGGAGGCAGUACCUCAUGCGAAAGCACUACCCCGAGUAUGACGUGGACAAGACCAAGCCGGAGGCGGAGCAGCAGGCUGAGGCGGAGGACCCCUGGGGCCGGCUCUGCAAGCGCAAAGGUCAUGUGGUGCAACGGUGGCAGCGAAUGUACCCCUUGAGCGAGUGAUCGAGCGAUUGAGCGGCCGGCGCGGCAAGGAGCGCUUCCUUGAGUCUCAAUGGCACGCUUCCAGAGGGUAAUC